This is a messenger RNA of Gryllus bimaculatus (two-spotted cricket), 957 nucleotides long. The record is from the annotation of a GenBank genome assembly. Lineage: Eukaryota; Metazoa; Arthropoda; Insecta; Orthoptera; Gryllidae.
UAAGAUGUUCCAUCGUUAUGACGGCCCCUGGCGCGCCACGUUUUGAAAGCCCUAGUAAACUAUACAAUAUGCUGAGAGAGCAAGCAAAUGCGCGCGAAAAACCAUAGGAGGAGGUUGGUGUGAGGAUAUCUGACCUAAAAUAUAGUCAUUAUUGUAAUGUGAUCAUUAAACGUACGUGAAAGAAAAAGGUGCUUAGCGAAUUGCAGUUAAUUAUAGACACUGAACUGAAAUUAAGGAAGACAAAGAAGUGGCAAGAGAUGGUUGUAAUGCGUAGUGAUGAAAUGAUUACUAAGUCUGUUUUGAUAAGCUUAUUAAGCAUAAAAUGUAAGUUCUGAAUUUUUUAAGAAGCAAAGAAUGUUUCGCCCUCUUUGCACCAUGCUAUUGAUAGGAUUGCUUUCCUCAAAUCAUAAAGAAAUGGGAUUUAUGUAUUGCGACGAUGUUUGUACUGUUAGAAACGGCAAGGAAUUUAUUUUGGUUCUCACUCCAGAAGAAGUGUUGCGACUAUGAAGUGAUGAGCCCUGUACUUAUUGGAAAGAAUUACUUGCCACUCCAGCAACAAAAGAUGCUUUUUCCCACAUGCAGCUGUGCAUUGAUACCUAAAUUCUUCAAGCGUUUUGUGGUUUGGAGGGACAAGCACAUAACGAGAUCUGGGAUUCGUGAAGUGGAGAACAAUUGAUUGAUGAUUACCUUGUUAAGAGAAGCCUUGGAAACAUUUUAUGGUUUGUUGGAGAAAGUUAAGAUAUACGCUAUUUGUUUUCUGUAUUUAUUAUUUUACCUGAGUAGAAAUGAUUAAAUUAUUUAAUGAUAAUUUUUGUUCAUUAAGAAAUCAGCACAUCAUUGAUUUGUUGAAUUUUCUCAAUCAAAUUUGUUUAAAACUAAUUUAUUGUACAUAUUCCAUAAAAUGUAUUCAGUGUAAAUAUUCUAGCCAAAUCUAUGAAUUAAAAAAUGCUGUAAUGG